Messenger RNA from Fraxinus pennsylvanica, 1974 nucleotides. The record is from the annotation of a GenBank genome assembly. NCBI's taxonomy places the organism in Eukaryota, Viridiplantae, Streptophyta, Magnoliopsida, Lamiales, Oleaceae.
AUGAGGAGAGGGAAAGAUGAAGAGAAAAUUAUGGGGCCUAUGUUUCCAAGGCUUCAUGUAAAUGAUACAGAUAAAGGAGGGCCGAAAGCACCCCCAAGAAACAAGAUGGCCCUUUAUGAGCAACUGAGCAUCCCUACACAGAGAUUCAGUCGUGGAGUUCUGCCUCUAAAUCCCGCUAGUAACACCGCAGCUUCUUCAAUCCCGGGGGGUGGAAAUGAAAGGGGUACAUUUUUCCCACGUCAGCUGCCUGCCAGACAUCAGUCUGAGAAGCUAUAUAGCCAAUAUUCUGAUUUGAGCAAUCCAUUACCACAAGUUGAGCUGGAAAAGAAGUCUGAUGAAGAUGAUUUUACAGUUCCCAUCUCCAUUCAUUCUAGGCCAAGUCAAGACCCUAGUGAAUAUUUUAAUGAUGUUGAAAGGGAAAAACUCACUCCCGCCAAAUGUACUAAUCCCAAUCCCUCAAUGAAAUUUUUAAAAGCUAAUCAUAAGAGCGUGAUUGGACACUGUAUAAGACAAGAAAGCAAAUGGCAGAAGGAAGAGAAUUUGAAAGAGUUUGUGGCUUGCCAAGACCCAUCAGUUGAAGCCACCUCAAAUUCUUCAUCAACAAAUAAGACCGGAGGUAUGCAGAAGCAAAGAGAUGAUCCUGGUAAUAGUAUUGACAAAGUGAAGAAUUGCAGAUUACAGUCGGAGCUCAGUGCCAAGUCGCAACCUGCUGCUUCUGUGCACAGUAAUGUUGUUUUGAAGAAGCAUGGUACGGACAUAGAGCAAGGAAAUUCUUCUAUAUCAAUAAAGGAUUUUUCUUCAGAAGAUGAGAACAUUGUUUAUGAUGUCAGUAAUGAUGCAGAGACCCCUGAGGGUGACAGUGUGUCUGAGACUUCAAUGGUCGAUUCUAUCUCUGCAUACGAUUUUUCACCUGAUGACGUAGUAGGAGUAAUAGGUCAGAAACAUUUCUGGAAAGCCAGGAGGGCUAUUGUUAAUCAACAAAAAGUUUUUGCAGUUCAAGUAUUUGAGUUGCAUAGAUUGGUAAAGGUUCAGAGAUCAAUUGCUGGUUCUCCUCACCUUUUGCUUAAGGAUGCUGCUUAUUUGGGUAAACCUGUAAAGGCUUCUCCAGCAAAGAAACUCCCACUGGAUUAUAAUAAAGUGCCUCUAAAUGUUUCCAAGCGAAAAAUGGACUCUGAUAAGCCCAGCCAUCCAACGGAAUGCUCUGCUGAAAAUACUGUGGAGAAGGCAUCGGUUUCUUCUGUGCAAUAUAGUUUACCUCCAGUUUCAGGAAACCCUCCUGCACCAUCAGUAAGUGGUGCCAAUAAUUUUGGGCCAUGGUGUUUUAAUCAACCGAACGGACAGCAGUGGCUGAUUCCCAUGAUGACUUCUUCUGAAGGACUCAUAUACAAACCAUAUCCGGGACCAGGAUUUAUGGGCUCUGUCUGUGGAGGUUAUGGGCCCCACGGAUCUACUCCAGAAUACGGGUUUCCAGCUCUGCAUCAUCAGUAUCAACUACCUUCGUACCUGCCAGCUGGACGUCAUGGAUACUUCUCUCCAUAUGGCAUGCCAAUUGUGAAUCCAGCCUUUUCAGGUUCAUCUGUUGAGCAAGUAAACCAUGUUUCCACACACAACCAAUCAUCAGCUAAGGAAGCUAAUCCCAGUCCGCGACAUAAGCACUCAGUCAAUAUGCCGAGCCAGAAGAGCAGCGUUUUUCCAGAUGUUUCUUCAUUGAGUGCAUCCAAGGGUAGUGAAUUCACAGCAAGUAAUCCAAGUGAAAAUGGGAUGCGUAAUGCUAUGGAAGGAAGAAACGUGCUUCAGCUUUUCCCUACGUCUCCAAGUCUCGACAUCCCUGACUGUAGCCCUCAGCCUCUCGAACGCGAACGCCCUGCACGAGUGAUAAAGGUUGUGCCUCACAAUGCCAUAUCUGCAACGGAAUCUGCUGCUCGAAUUUUUAUGUCUAUACAAGAAGAGAGGAAACAGUAUGAUUCAGUGUAG